Messenger RNA from Capsicum annuum, 783 nucleotides. RefSeq names its product kirola-like. The transcript has 2 exons. The record is from RefSeq and is a predicted model, not a curated record. Lineage: Eukaryota; Viridiplantae; Streptophyta; Magnoliopsida; Solanales; Solanaceae. The coding region runs from base 74 to 511 and encodes 145 amino acids. Gene Ontology annotation, biological process: defense response.
AAGGCUACAAUUUCUAAAUGUUUUUCAUCACUUUCUUUUCACAACUUAUAGCUAUUUCCACGGAAAAGAAAAUAUGGGUGUGAAAGGCAAGUUAACCGCUUCAAUAGAAGUGGAGUGUGGAGGACACUUGUUUCAUGACCUUUAUCAAAAGAAUCCUCAUCAAAUAUCGAAUAUAAGCCCUAAUAACGUCAAUCAUUUUGAGAUUCAUGAAGGUGAAACCGUAAAGGUUGAUUCGAUUGUUAGUUGGAAAUAUAAUGAAGACGGAACAAAUAAGAUUGUUAAGGAAGUGAUUGAAGCGAUCGAUCUUGAGAAGAAAUCAAUCACCUGGAAAGUGAUUGAAGGAGAUCUGCUAGAGUUAUACAACUCCUCUAUUAUUACAUCCUUUGAAGACCUGUGGGCUACAUGUACACUUGUGUAUGAGAAAAAAACCGAAGACACUCCAGAGCCUCUUGUUACCUUGGGUUUUAUGAUUAACUUGUACAAAGAUAUGGAGGGUCACUUUCUCAACUAACACAAGAUCUUUAGUAUCCGAAGACUCAUAGCAUUGAAUAUGUGUUAUAUAUAUGUGUGUGUACACACAUGAUGCACACAUAAAUAUAUUUGUGUUUCUAUGUCUAAGUUUGUGUUAUAAAGGUGUGUUAUAUUUUGUAAUAAUGGCUAGUUCUAGCUAGUAUAUGAAAUAAAUAAUGUUGUAUUGAGAAUAAAUUAUAUGGCAGUCCCCUGUGGAUGUAUUUUCGCUGUUCAGUAUAAAUUAUUAAUAGAAGUUAUAUACUUUCAUUUGAA